Pollicipes pollicipes is the source of this 1637-nucleotide messenger RNA. RefSeq names its product solute carrier family 22 member 15-like. The record is from RefSeq and is a predicted model, not a curated record. The coding region runs from base 3 to 1637 and encodes 544 amino acids. The transcript has 11 exons. Gene Ontology annotation, biological process: transmembrane transport. Gene Ontology annotation, molecular function: transmembrane transporter activity. Lineage: Eukaryota; Metazoa; Arthropoda; Thecostraca; Pollicipedomorpha; Pollicipedidae. Gene Ontology annotation, cellular component: membrane.
UAAUGGGUCCACUGGCGGACAAGGUGGGCCGCCUGCGCACCAUAGCUGCCUGCCUGCUGGUGCUGCUGGCCUGUUUCGGAGGCAGCAUGGCCGCACCCACCUUUGAUGUGUUCCUGGUACUCAGGUUCGUCUCCGGCUCUGUCACCAUCGGCAUGAUCUUGUCCACGUUCGUGCUGGCCUCGGAGGUGGUGGGCGCCUCCCAGCGCGCCUUCUGCGGCAAUCUGAUGAGCGUCAUGUUCGCGCUGGGCAUCCCCGUCCUGUCGGCGGCGGCUAGCCUCAUCCACAGCUGGCGCCACCUCUACUUGCUCUUCACGCUGUUCGGCUGCGCGUACUUCAGCGCUUACUUCUACCUGCCGGAGAGUCCGCGCUGGCUGCUGCUGAAGGGUCGGGAGGAGGCGGCGCUGCGCGUGCUGCAGCGCAUCGCCCGGUGUAACGGCACCACGCUGCCGGCCGGGCUUAAGCUGCGCUCGGCCGCGCCACGCGCUGCACCUGUCGCCGAAGGCGUUUGCUCCCUUUUCAAGUACCGCAAAGUGGCUGUCUGGACGCUGGUCAUGAUGUUCUCGUGGUUCACCAACAACCUGUGUUACUACGGCCUGACGUCGGCUUCGGCCACCAUGGGCAGCGACCGCUUCACGUCAGUGGCGCUGAGCGGCCUCAUCGAGCUGCCGGCCUACGCCAUCGUGAUGCUGGUGCUGAACAGGGUCGGUCGCCGCACGCCCCUCUGUGGCUUCAUGCUGCUAGGCGGCGGCUGCUGUCUGGGCAUCAUGGGCCUGCCGCACGGCGACGCCAGGCUCGCCCAGCUGCGCAUGCUGCUCGGCCUGAUCGGCAAGCUGUGUGCGGCGGCAAGCUUCUCCAACGACGUGAUGGCCGACCUGCACUUCGCGGUGUUCGGUGCGCUGGCGGUCGGCUCAGGCCUGCUGAACCUGAUGCUGCCGGAGACGCUGGGCCGCCCGCUGCCGGAGACGGCGGGGCCGGCACGCGGCCAGACGCUGUCAGAGCGCAUCCUGUCGCUGUUCUUCCGGCACACGUGCGAGGAUCUGCGCCACUCGCUGUUCGAAGUGAACGCGCUCAGUGACUGCUCCGAGGAGCUCGGUUGUCCGCUGAACCAGCACUGCGAGCCGUUCACCUGCCACGGACUGUUUGUGCACAGGUGCGUCGCCAACUUCGCCGAGCAUGCCGCCUGCCAGCGUGGCUCCCAGUGCAGCUCGAACUUCUGCCACCCGACCAGCUCUACGUGCGAGGCGCGCGAGGGCGCCUGCCCGGAGGACAUGCUGAACGCGGGCGGCACCUGCCUCGGCCUCUCGCCGUUCCGCGCCGCCUCCUGGUCGGACUCGCGCGCCGAGCAGCAGAACCUGCAGACGUUCUUGGUGCUGCGCCGCGCCGCCGCCGAACAGCCGUACAUCGGCGUCUCGGACACGCAGACCGAGGGCGUGUUCCGCUUGGACGCGGACGGCUCGCGCAUCGACGACGGCUUCAGCGCCUUCGCGGCGACCGAGCUGGCGCGGAACGACGAGUGGCUGAGCUGCGCCACGCAGCGGCCGGUGAGCCUGCAGCCUAGCGAGAACGGCUGGGCGCUGAGCCGGUGCGACGCCAGCCGACGCUUCGUGUGCCAGGCGGACCCGGCGUUCGGCGCCUGA